AUAGAGUUGAAAUGUAUUUUGGGCAUUUAUUUAUGAAAUGAAAAGUGGGCGAUUUUGCCGAGGAUUUGUUUAUUGACUGCAAUUGGAGAGCGAACUUUUUACCAAAGAUGAACAAUUCCAAUACAAGUUGGAAACUUUUGAAAAUCCUUAUAAUACUGGUAUUGGAAAUAAACUAUGGAAGCGGACAAGUGACUGCCUGUACCGGGAAAACUAAAGGACCUAACCCAAAUUCGGCUAGUAACGACACUGAUGGUUUUUCAGACACGUCAUACCUUUUGACUACUGGCUACGCUAUCGAUUGUUGUGGAGUUAUAAAUUCGUGGAAGAUAUCUGUGGACCCCCUUGCAGUUGCGACGUCAAACACCAUAUAUUUUCAAGUGUGGCGUCUCGUUAGUGGCAGUAUUUACACAUUGAAAGGAGAAAACUCGUUUUCUGUCACCUCUGCACAUGCAGAACCAACCGAAAAAGAGAAAGAGUAUACCGUGACAGCUGGAUCAGAAAUUGCAAUCCAAGAUGGCGAUUUCUUUGGCUGGUACAAUUCCGGAAAAAACAUCGUGAAAUAUAAAAGCAAUCGCGACGACGGAGACGUAAAUGUAAAAAACUUUGGAGGAUCCCCCGGGACAGUCGAUGAUACCUCUGAUUGGUCAGGGGCAUCCGAUACUGGCGGAACUUACGCCAUCCAAAUUAAAACAGGACCAGGUAACAUUCCACAGUUUGAUUCACCCGAUGACGGGACUUCGUAUGACAUCACGAAUGAAAAAGGAGUUAAUUACGUCAUACCUGAUUUCACAGUCACAUGGUCAGAUGCUGACGUAGGUGACACGUUAACUGUGACGUCAUCAUCAGACAAGGACAAUGUCGGAACGGAGUUUAGUUUCAACAAAACAACAGGAGAGCUUUCCGUCAAAACGACUCCAUUGACACCGGGAUCAGAAGUGUGGACGUUUACCGUUACGGACUUUUGCAGCCAAUCUUCCGAUAUCUCCAUCACAAUUAACAUAUUGAACCUGGCUCCAGUAAUUACUGGCCUUCCGUUGUCCGCUAGCAUCUCUGAAGACGAGACCGCUGAGAUAUCCCUCUACACUAUCCAAGCGACCGACACCGCAGAUGGUUUUACCUGUGACUUCACCGCGUUGGUCAAGGCAAACAGUUGGCCGUUUAUUGUCCGGCUUAAACCGGGAUCAACGACCGGAGAAUACGGUAUAUAUUCCAUCACGAAUCCCGGGUUCGUAUACGACACACUGAACGAGUAUCCACUUGACAUCGAGUGCACGGACGAUCACGGCGCUGUCUCGAAUAUGGAGACCUUCUACGUCUAUCUCGCUAAGAACCAGCCACCUGACAUCACAAACUUGCAGGGAGCCACGUCGAUUUCAACGUCAGCGGCCCCGGGUACCAAUGUGUUUACUGUAUCGGCGACGGAUCCGGAGGGGGACAGUUUGACUUAUACCAUGGUCUGUGAUCCACUAGGAUGCCCCUUCGAUAUAUUUGACUCCGGAGAAAUUCAGCUUAAUGCCGACAUCUCAGGGUACACGACCACCGGUUUUGACAUCAAUGUUACUGUCAGGGACGGCAAAAACACCGUUGGACCUGAAAUUCUUACAGUUAUUAUAAAAGACAUUAAUGACCCAGUAUUGUUCAGUAACCUCCCCCUGGGGUCAAACUACCCGGUGCCAGAAAACAGUGGGUUGUCAACCUCAGUCUUCCAAGUUCGCAUAUCCGAUCAGAAUACGCAGAACUGGGUCUAUACCAUGUCUUCUACCCCCUCUGACGGACUUACCUACUUUCAGAUCGACCCUUCCACUGGUUUAAUUAGCACUACAACGUCUGCCAUAAACUACGAGGCGCUGACGCCGCCAUCAUUUACGUUUACGGUCACCGUCGACGACGGAUCGGCGUCAGAUACACAGGCGCUUGUUAUCGAUAUCAUCAAUGUCAACGAGGCGCCUUCAUUCUCCCAGACGUCUUAUAGUUUGUCGACAUCAGAGGGAAACACAAAUGACGACGUUGGUACACCACCACUUGACGCCGCGGAUCCGGACGCAGUUGACAAGUUGACUUAUUCCCUAGACUGCGGUACGGAAACGGGUUAUUUCUACAUGCACCCGGAAACGGCUAACAUAACAUUUCAGUCCAAGUAUGAUACGGACGCAGGACGCCCAACUUCCGUUUCCUGUACAAUAACAGCCACAGACACUGGCGGUCUCACCUGUACAGCUUCGCUUACAAUUAAUAUCGAGGACACGAAUGACAACACUCCAAAUUUCGCGCCUGCGCAAUACUCGUUCCACGUGAGUUACUACGCAAGCGCAGGAACUGUUGUUGGCACGGUAACGGCAAGUGACCUUGACACUGGAACAUGGGGAAAUAUAGCUUAUACUCUAGAUCAGAGCUCCCUUUCGGAACAAUAUUUCACAAUCGACCAGUCAGGGCAGAUAAUCCUUGCUCAGUCCGUAGCAGCCCUUGGACCGGCUACCUCCCUUUCCCUCACUGCCACUGCCUCAGACGAUGGCGGAAAGUUCGACACGGCGGCUGUGACCAUCGUCAUAUCCGAUACAACGACCACUAGCACCACGACAACCACAGACCGGUACCGGACGUUCAUCGAGGACGGACGGAACAUCGCAUGGCUGGUGGUCGCUUUAAUACUUCUAGCAGUCAUUAUCGGCUUCCUGAUUUGGAUUGUGUUUACAUGUAGGGGAGCGGAUGGGCUGACGGCUUUCUUGAGAACUUGCUGUAACAGACGGAAAACCAUCCGGUCAAAGAGAUUACAGGAAUACCGAGAGGAGACGCCGCCGUCAAAACAAUGGGUCUCACCCCGACAGGUGAAAACGCCGCCGCUUCAUACAGUUCGUCAUCCGCCGCCACCCAUAAAUGAACAACAUUGGCGGACAGAGAAUGCGGCUCCUGAGGCACCGCUUGUGGCGGACAAACGCCCAGGGAGCGCCAAAACUUCAACGUACGAUUUCUGGAAACACACAGACUUCGCCCAAAGGGAUCUUCGGAAUCUCAAAUGAACUUUAAUACAACAAAUAUGUUACAUAUUUUCCGGAGACACACAUCCGAGGACUAGAAUUUUGGGAUCCUUUAAAUCUCACAAUUUUAAAAAAAUGCUCAUCUAUUGUAUUUAAAAAAGCACAUGCAUUUAUGUUAAAUAUAUUCUCGAACUUUCUAGACUCUUCCCAUAAGAAAAAAAAUUAAAAUCAACUUCCUUUUUGGGAAAUUUAUCGUCUAUUGUUAAACAAUUUCUGUGGGAAUUUUCUUGAAACAAACAUAUUUCUCCCAAAUAAAUCUUUGGAAUCUUUAAUAAUGAUAUUUUUUUCCAAAUCGCACAAUAUUGUUAUAAAGUAUCAUCUAUUGUUUUGAAAAAUCAUGUAAUGUUUAAUAAUUUCCUGGGAAGUUAUCUUGAAACUCAAAGAUUUAUCGCAUUUGGCUUCUGUGCAGUGUUGAUGUUAAAACAAUUCUGGAAUCAUACAGAUAUGAAAAAAAAUGAAGUUUGAGAAUACCAUCUGGUAUUCAAUAUUGGUCUUAAUUGGAUUUAAGAACGAUGUAGCUAAUCGGAUUACUUGUUAUUGAUAACUGACCAAUAGAGUGAAUGAAGUCAAUGAUGUAUGACCAUAACUUGACUUGAGCUGCCUUUUGAAUAUCACCCAUGAUCUUUCUUUUUUAUAUCUUAAAAUAUUAAAUAAUCCAAGGCAAUUUGUUUAAAAAAAAUGAAAUAUGUAUAUAAGUUUUUUCUGAUUUGUUAUACAUCAUACAGUUCAAAUUAUCCAUAACAUUAUAUUACUUUGUCAAUGUUGUUAUUUUUCUGUGAUAAUGUGAUCACACAUGUA
Molecule: messenger RNA, 3833 nt
Organism: Mya arenaria
Lineage: Eukaryota; Metazoa; Mollusca; Bivalvia; Myida; Myidae
Product: cadherin-related family member 2-like
Exons: 22
Coding region: 108-3017 (969 amino acids)
Biological process (GO): homophilic cell-cell adhesion
Cellular component (GO): plasma membrane
Molecular function (GO): calcium ion binding
Source: RefSeq, a predicted model, not a curated record